GAUCCAUCAAGACGCCCAUCGUGGUCCUGCCUUUGCUUCUUCAGUCUCAGCAACAUGUCGCGCUCCGACCCUUUCUUCAAAGCCAUCGAGACCCGAAGGACCUACUACGAUCUCACAAAUGCUUCCUCUAUCUCUGACGCCGACAUCCAGGGCAUCCUCGAGCGAGCGAUCAAGUUCACUCCGAGCCCCUUCAACAUGCAGAGCGGUCGGCUGGUGCUGGCCCUGGGCCAAUCCAACAAGAAGCUCUGGUCGAUCGUAAAGGAGCACUAUCUGGAGUCGAUCAAGGACAACGCGGACCAGGUGGCCUUGCACAGCAAGAAGAUCGACGAGUAUGCCUCGGGCCACGGCACUGUCCUCUUCUUUGAAGACCAGAGUGUGCUGGAGUCGUGGUACCAGCGAAUGCCCCACUUCAAGGCUUGGGGCUGCUUCGACACCUGGUCUCAAAACUCCACCGGGAUGCUGCAAUUCGCGAUAUGGACAGCGCUCGAGGUCGAAGGUCUCGGUGCCUCGCUCCAGCACCACUCCGAGUAUGCCGAGCCAAUCAACGGAGACAUUCUCAAGGCUUUUGACCUGCCGGGCACUUAUAAGAACACUGCUCUGAUGCCCUUUGGCAUCCCUGGCCCCUCUCCGCUGAGAGAAAAGACUUUCAUCCCUGUGGAAGAGAGGGUCAAGGUCGUCUCUUCGUAGCUCGCGCCUGCACGACGCGUGGGCCACUCAUCGUUAAUUCCGCGCGUGGGGCAUUCCUACAUCUAGAACUCGUCGCCAGAGCUUUCUUGUAGUAGCUAGGCUUGCUACGCUCCCGCAACGCAUUGGAAUACAUCGCUCGCCACAAGCUCAUCCAAUGUGGUUGACUGAUCAUGAGGGUUUAUGGACACGUCAGAAGGGCGCGAUGAGGGCUAUGGCAUAGUCUC
This is a messenger RNA of Acaromyces ingoldii, 911 nucleotides long. Its product is annotated as nitroreductase family protein. Gene Ontology annotation, biological process: cellular response to oxidative stress. Bases 55 to 687 code for a protein of 210 amino acids. Lineage: Eukaryota; Fungi; Basidiomycota; Exobasidiomycetes; Exobasidiales; Cryptobasidiaceae. The record is from RefSeq and is a predicted model, not a curated record. The transcript is spliced from 4 exons.